Messenger RNA from Rhizophagus irregularis DAOM 181602=DAOM 197198, 746 nucleotides. RefSeq lists its product as uncharacterized. The record is from RefSeq and is a predicted model, not a curated record. Lineage: Eukaryota; Fungi; Glomeromycota; Glomeromycetes; Glomerales; Glomeraceae.
CUUGCAUCAAGUAUUAUGCAUAUUAUGAGCGAAGAAAAUGCAGUCACGCGACUGCAAAAAUAUUAUUCAUUAUUUUUUAUAUAUUUGCCACUUUUUGAUCAUAGUUUAUUAAAAAAAAAAAAAACUCAAUGAGUACUUCUCAAGAAAACAAUAUUUUACCGUCAUCUCCAUUGCCUUACGAGAACUUGUCUCCCAUGGCUUCUGCAACUAGCUCACGUAAUAAUAAUAUACAGCAGCCAAUAGCUCCAAGUCUAGCUUUCUUUUACAAUCCACCAAGUUUUCUCAUAAGUUACCACAUUACUUGCGAAGAAAUACCAGUGUCCUUUGAACUGGUAUAUCAAUUAACAAAUGAUGCCGAUGACCGAGCUUAUAAUUAUGUUCUACCUGAUAGCUAUGUAUUUUAUCACAGUCAAUUUAAUACGAAAAAAAUUUAUCGAGUAACUUGUGAAUUAGCUUCGUCCCAAUUUUUAAAUAAAAGAUUUUAUAAUAUGGAAUAUAACCAGCAGAGUAAUCAACAACAUCAACAACAACAAGAAAUUUCUCUAACACACUUUAAAUUUCACUUGAAGCAAUUUUUAACUAAUUACUUGGCGCAUGGAAAUAUGGUGCAUGAUAAUUUUAGUGAUGAAACCAUGGAUGGUCCACCUUCUUUUCGAAAUACUACUAAUGGCGAUUAUACUCAAGAUUAUGAGAAUAAUCCUUCGUUAUUCAACCCAAACAUCGAUAAUAUUCAACAAGACGUUUAA